CUCCUGUCCGCGCCCCCGCCGGCUGCGGCCGACCAGUCCAUGGAAGCGCAGCAGGCGCACCUGGGGAGGGUGCUCAGCAUCACCACCACCGUGCUCUUCGUCGCCAGCGUCUCCUACAUCGCCCUCAGCACCCUCUACGCCUGCCUCCGCGCCGCCCGCCAGGAGGAGCCCGGCGGGGUCGGCGACAGCGAUGACGGCCUGCCGGGACCGGCGCCGCCAAGAGAGGCCACCAAGCGCGCGCUCGACGCCAUCCCCGUGCGGGUGGUCGUGCUGCUGGACCAUCCACGCGAACGCGACGACGACGGCUGCCCCGAGGCGGCCGUGGAGGGCCAAGGACUACAGCACGCCGACGACGACGAUGCCUGCGCGGUGUGCCUGGCGGAGUACGCGGCCGGGGACGAGGUGCGCGUGCUCCCGGCGUGCCGCCACGGCUUCCACCGGGAGUGCGUCGACCGCUGGCUGCUCACGCGCGCGCCCACCUGCCCCGUCUGCCGCGCCCCGGUCGCCGCGCACAUCGACGGCGCCGACGCCAAGGAGGAGGUCUGCCCGACCACGACCAGGCACGCCGGUCGCUUUGGUGAUUUCGCCGCCUGGUCCAUUGGGCUCCCGGCGAGGAUAUAUAUGACGGACCCGUGAACGUCCAUCCACUUGUCGAUCGGAGAUGGUAGCGAUCGACCAAUCAGGAAGGUUCAGCUAGCUAGUAGUAAUCCGUCCGGCCGGUACUGUACGUUUAGCUCAAUUUUGAUGCCUCAAACAUUUGUUGAUCGAUGCCAGUUGUUAUCCCCAGAUUAAUAACAAUAGACCACAUAAGUGAAAUUUUGGGUUUGUCAUAGUAUACUACAUCCUCUA
Messenger RNA from Hordeum vulgare subsp. vulgare (domesticated barley), 849 nucleotides. RefSeq names its product RING-H2 finger protein ATL39-like. The record is from RefSeq and is a predicted model, not a curated record. NCBI's taxonomy places the organism in Eukaryota, Viridiplantae, Streptophyta, Magnoliopsida, Poales, Poaceae. The transcript has a single exon. Bases 40 to 636 code for a protein of 198 amino acids.